Molecule: messenger RNA, 1975 nt
Organism: Tarenaya hassleriana
Lineage: Eukaryota; Viridiplantae; Streptophyta; Magnoliopsida; Brassicales; Cleomaceae
Exons: 2
Coding region: 889-1818 (309 amino acids)
Cellular component (GO): membrane
Source: RefSeq, a predicted model, not a curated record
GAGAUCUACAGUUGGGCCGAAGCGACGGAGGGUACGAGUGUCGUCUCCUCAUUCGCUGAGCUGUGUGUCUUUCGAUUUCUCUCUCCACCUCUCCCCUCUACCCCAAUGGCGUCUGCAGAUUUCUCUCUGGUAGCACCCUCCUCACUACUGAGAGUCUUUAUACCUGCUGACUGUUUCUCUGUUCCUUUUCUCUCCUCCUCCCCCACCAGAUUCUCAUCUCACAAUUCUUUUCCUUUUCCUACUCCCCAUUUCAUUUUCUUGCUUUUCUCCCCAUCUUCGUCCUCAUUCCAACUCUCCUUUUUUUUUACAACCUUCUUCUUCUCUCUACCGCUCGUGUCGGUGUUCCUCAACCUGUUAGGGUUUCUGCAUUGUGCAAACGAAUCUUGUGGCAUUCUCCAUUGCAUGGUCAGCGACCCCAAAAUGCCGCUCCUUUAGGACAACCCUUCCCAUGAUUUGGCCCAAGACUCCCGCUUUUGAGAAUCGCCCCCCUUUCUUCGCGAGUUGUCAGUAAUUGAGAAAGUUCUGACUGAGUUCUACAAGGAUUCGCGUGUUAUCCGCUUUAUUCGGUAGCUUCUGUCUCAAGGAUUCAGGAAGAGGAUUAAAAAAAAAAAGAGAUUUUUUCCCUCUCUGGCAACGAUCCAGUCGAACCCUCUAAAGCUGCUUUUACGCACACAAACCUAGCAAGAAAGAGUUCUUCUGGGAAUCUCUGUCGCUUUAUUCCGUGCCCGUUAGUCACAUUAACAAGCAUUUAGACAGUUGACGCGAAUCAAGGAUCAGAAUUUACUACCGCUAUUAUCUGUAAUUACUGUAGCGGAUCUACCCGUUUGAAAUUGAGCCUCGGUUUAUAAUAUUUUCGGUGUUACUCGGCUAUAGAUUCAGAAAGCAUCUAUGGGGCUUCUUCUUCGAAGUCUUGCGAUGCUUAUUCUUCUGAUGUGCUGUUCAUGGUUACCGGAUGUUGUUGCUCAAUCCACCGCCAAACACUCCCUAGAUUCUCUUCUUCAAGAUUAUUCUUUCAGGGGGUUUGGUAAGCGUCCGAAGACGGGCACUCCGUAUGAUGGGCCAGUUCCCUCUGAUAUGACUGGGAUUGAGGUGGCGGCUCUAAGGCUUAGAAGCGGGAGUCUAAGAAGGAAAGGCUUUACAAAUUACAAGGAGUUUACGAUUCCCAAAGGAGUCAUUGUGAGGCCUUAUGUGGAGAGGCUUGUUCUGGUGUAUCACAACUUAGGAAACUGGUCAGAAUUCUAUUAUCCAUUGGAUGGUUAUUCUUAUCUGGCUCCAGUGAUAGGGCUUGUUGCUUAUGACGCUGGAAACUUAUCGGCUACGGGCUUGCCUGAAUUGGAUAUCAGGGCAUCUGGAGACCCCAUAUCCAUUUUAUUUUCAGAGGUGAGACCUGCACCAGAUGGGUUUGCGGCUAAGUGUGUGUGGCUUGGUGAGGAGGGUCAGAUCAACUUCAGCAGCGUUUCAUCAGGGAAGGGGUGCUCCACAACAAAGCAGGGCCAUUUCUCCAUAGUGGUGGAGUCAAUAUCUCCUGCUCCUCCUCCUAAACCCAUUGCACCCCCUGGUCAUAGGAAAAAGAAGGAAACUAAUUCCAAGGUGUGGAUAGUGGUGGGAUCGGUGGUGGUGGGAUUAGCUGUGAUGGGGAUAUUGUCACUGCUGGCUCUGUGUGCGCAGAAGUGCAAGCAGAGGAAGGAAAUGGAGAGAAUAGAGAUGGCUGCUGAGGCAGGAGAGGCUCUGAACAUGGUUUCGGUUGGGGAGACGAGAGCACCAGCAGCCACUGCGACUCGAACUCAACCCGUGCUGGAGAACGAGUACAUGGUGUAACUUGCAGUGGACAAGAUUUGAUUGCCACGUAGGGAUAGGGAUUUGUGUUCUUGGUUUGGCUUCCCUUGUUGUGUACAUGUUGUUUUUGGGGAUCCAUAGUAUUCCUGAUUCAUUGUGGUGUGGACAUAUGAGGGCAAAGAAAUAAUAUGAUCCUCUC